AAAAUCAAAGGCAGAGCGAUUUUCAAACAUAGUCUGCUGUCUCCGAAAAUUCGAUGACCAAUAGACAAGUCUCGUGAGCAGGACCCAAAAAACGAGUGGUUUUUAUAAUUUUCACGAUUCACCUCGAUGUAACUUCAAUCGAAUAGGUACAAAUAUUCACGAUAAUGGAGCAAAGAGCACCAGCAAAUGCAGUUGAGUUGAUCGACAUCGGCUCAUCCGACGACGACAACGAACCGCAAAUAAUUUCGCCGAAUCCGUCCGUAUCAACGAUACCGACGUCACCCUACGGCCACGUCUUGCAAGCGACGUCGUCGACUCUCAACCAAGCAACGACGUCGUGUGUCAGCGUCGACGAUGCCGUAAUUCUCGACUGCCUGGGGGUGGAGUUCGGGUGCUUCAGGUUCCGGCCGCUCCCUGGGGUAAAACACGCGUACCGCAUCUGCUUAGAACGAAUUCACUUCAGAUUGGCGGUCCUAUCGAAUCCUUCUUUGUAUAUAACUUUUAGCAUUUUACAGCAGCAUAUCGUGAAAAUUACAAUGGAAAUGGUAAGGAACUUGUGUCACUGUACUGUAUUCUUCGACGAUCUUGCAACCAAUACCAUAAUGGAAGAGAUGUUCAGAAGAAAUCCCAAUGAUUGUUAUGAUCAUUCUGGGAUUGGAGCUCCUGUGCCUGUAAUCACGUUCGUUCUUCGCGAUGUGUUGAACCCGGAAGAUCAUGCGAGGAUCACGUCUAUGUUUGGGACGCGUUUCCAAGCGUCAGAAAAAUAUUUGAUGCAAUUUUCGAAGACAGAACUGAGGCCAACGUCAAAAGAUGAUAAAAUUAUAAUCACUUAUCCAGGGGGGGCUCAGAGCGGAGGUUUCGUUAUAAGGGUCAAUGACUACAAAUGCCUGGACGACGGCGCCUAUCUGAACGACGUCAUGAUCGACUUCUACCUCAAGUACUUUGUCGACAAUAUCCUCUUGGCGGAGAAUCGGCCAAGGACCCACGUGUUCAGCUCUUUCUUUUACCAGAACAUAGCGCCCAGUCCCAAUGAAAAUCCGGGGCUCGAAAAUUCAAAGGGUCGUCAUAAAAAAGUCAGCAAGUGGACAAAACACGUCAAUAUAUUCGAGAAGGAUUUUAUCAUCAUCCCUAUAAACUUGCAUCAGCACUGGUUCGUGGCAAUCGUAUGCUUUCCUGGACUAGCGCUCAUCACCGAAAGCCAAACUCCGAUUUUGAACAGAGCUGCCGGUCAAAGCGGCGGAGUUCGCGAGUUACCUUGUAUUUUAAUAUUCGACUCGAUGCCGCAGGAUCGUGGAGAUGUUUUUACGCCCAUAUUAAACUAUCUCACUCAUGAAUACGAGGCCAAGAUUGGUGAAACAUUUCAAUUCUCGACGAAUAAUAUGGGAGUCGAUACGGUAGUCGUUCCUGCCCAGGUAAAUUCAUGGAAUUGUGGCUUGUUCCUGUUAGAGUACGUGGAGCGUUUUUUCACGCAUCCCAUCAAGGAUUUUAGCAUACCGAUUCUAGGAUUAGAGAAUUGGUUUAAUCAGUCAUGUAUCAGCAACAAAAGAAUUGAAAUCAGCUUGAUUAUUAAGGACUUAAUCAACCAGGACGAGGUUGUACUGCCAAAACUGUUUGAAACUGGCCAGCUUAUAUUUUCGGACUUAUUCCAGUUUAUUGAAUGAUAUAUUCGUGUACACAAACAAAAAAUUAGUAAUCGCGCAAAUUACUUUUUGUAAAUAAUGUGAAAAUCAAUUUUAUCGAAUAUGAUUGUGUGAUUUUACGACUCGGUCGUAUUUUAUCAUAACGUAACUUCGAAGAAAUUCGAGCAAGGAAUGUAAAAAGCGAAUUUGAAAUUAUAAAAAUUAUUUUUCG
Messenger RNA from Trichogramma pretiosum, 1851 nucleotides. Its product is annotated as sentrin-specific protease 6-like. The transcript has 9 exons. NCBI's taxonomy places the organism in Eukaryota, Metazoa, Arthropoda, Insecta, Hymenoptera, Trichogrammatidae. Bases 165 to 1661 code for a protein of 498 amino acids. Gene Ontology annotation, molecular function: SUMO-specific endopeptidase activity. Gene Ontology annotation, biological process: protein desumoylation. The record is from RefSeq and is a predicted model, not a curated record. Gene Ontology annotation, cellular component: cytoplasm; nucleus.